Ipomoea triloba (trilobed morning glory) is the source of this 1312-nucleotide messenger RNA. Its product is annotated as E3 ubiquitin-protein ligase SIRP1-like. The transcript has 2 exons. The record is from RefSeq and is a predicted model, not a curated record. Lineage: Eukaryota; Viridiplantae; Streptophyta; Magnoliopsida; Solanales; Convolvulaceae. Bases 67 to 1155 code for a protein of 362 amino acids. Gene Ontology annotation, cellular component: cytoplasm. Gene Ontology annotation, molecular function: ubiquitin protein ligase activity. Gene Ontology annotation, biological process: protein ubiquitination.
CAACAACAGGGUGAGAAGAGAAUCCUCUUCCUUCCUUCCGAUCAACCUGGCAGAAAUAAAGAAGAGAUGGAUGAUGCGGAAGGUAGAAGAUAUUGGUGUUACCAUUGUUGUGAGGUGGUGAAUCCAAUGAUAGAGUCGGAGGGAGGAGUAGAAUGGCAAUGCCCCAUAUGUGGGAAUGGCUUUGUGGAGGAAAUGGAAUCUGCAACUGCCCCUCAAAACCCCUUUGAUUCUGAUCCUGCACUCGCUCUUUGGGCACCGAUCUUGCUUGGAAUGAUGAGCAGCAACGCCCGUCACAGGUUCAGGCGCUUGGAAUUGGAAGGCAACAAUAGCGAAAGCAAUGGUGGGAAUGAGAGGCUCAGGCGCUUGGAAUUGGAAGACAACAAUAAUAGCGAAAGCAAUGGUGAGGGUGAAGAUCGUGAGCUGGAGUCUCUAAUUCGUAGGAGGAGGAGCAUUGCCAGACUUGUGCAGCUGCUGCAAAGCAUUCGAGGUGGACUAUUAUCCGCGAAUUCUUCUGUAGUUGAUAGAAGCGAGAGAGGGAGGAGGUUCGGGGGGGAGCCAAUGAUAGUCAUAAAUCCCUUGAACCAAACCAUCAUUGUUCAGGGCUCUUCUGAUUCCAAUCCUCCUCCCCCUACUCCUCCUCUUCCAGGGAACCAAGCUAUAGGCGCCUUGGGCGAUUACUUCAUUGGCCCUAGUUUAGAAAUGCUUCUGCAGCAUUUGGCCGAAAAUGAUCCAAACAGGUAUGGAACACCGCCAGCCCAGAAAGGGACAGUGGAGGCUCUGCCAAUGGUGAAGGUUGAGGACGAUGCAUCACAAUGUUCUGUUUGCUUGGAAGACUUUGAAAUCGAGGCAGAAGCAAAGGAGAUGCCGUGUAAGCACAGGUUCCACAGCGACUGCAUCUUGCCGUGGCUCCAGCUUCACAAUUCUUGUCCGGUCUGUAGGUACCAGCUGCCUCCUGAUCAACCCAACAAUGCUGAGGAGGCUCCUCAAGGCAGUAGAAAUCAAAAUGGGCAACACUUCUCAAUAGCAAUUCCAUGGCCAUUUUCAUCCUCAACCCCCCCAGCAUCCCAAUCUAGCAAUGGUUAUGGUUAUUCAUUGCCACCAAAUACCUCCUCAUCAACAAAUGCUAGCCAGACUACUCAUACACACGAUAAUUAAAUUACUGUACAACAUCAGUUAACAAACUUGCUGUAUUAUGUGAGGAUGUUGGCUGGGCUGCUCAUGCUUAUGUACAAAAUUAGGGCAAAUUAUACUGUAUGUGGACCAGACUCUAUCUUGCAUUUUUAAUCCGGAUUCAAAAAUAACUUUUAGAUUA